This is a messenger RNA of Paramecium sonneborni, 7626 nucleotides long. NCBI's taxonomy places the organism in Eukaryota, Ciliophora, Oligohymenophorea, Peniculida, Parameciidae. The record is from the annotation of a GenBank genome assembly.
AUGAAGAAUUUAAUUUUCAUUUGUUUAAUAGCUAUAGUGCUUGCACAAUAAGUACAACAUACAAAUAGAUGCAAUGAUUGUGCAUAAUUGAAAUCUUAGAAUGACUGUGAAUAAGAAGUUACAGUAACAGGAGCUUGUGAAUGGGUAGCUGCAGCCGGUACAACAGCAGCAAAAUGUUAGAAAAAAACAACAGUUGAUCCAGUUGCUUCAUUCAAACCUUAUUGUGAACUUGUUGAUAAACCAGAAACAAAUUGUGCUAAAACCUUAGGAUGUGCUUACAUCGACUCAAAAUGCACACAUUUUGCAGGAUGUUAGGCAUAUGUUUAAUCAACAACAGCAAAUUGUUAAGCUAUUUCUUAUUUUUGUGUAAGUGAUGGUACUGCAUGUAUUGAAGCUAAAGAAUGUAAAGAUUACACUCAAGUAUAAUGUGAAUCUACUCCAAGUAUUUCAGGAAUUCUUAAAUGUAAAUGGGAUACAAAUUCUGGAGCAUGUAGAGAUUUUUCUUGUUCAGAAGCUGAUUCUAGCUUAAAUACAGAUACAAAAUGUUCUGAUUGGUUAGCUGGAUGUGUGACAAAAGGUUAAGGUUGUGUUAAUGCUCCAAGACCUGCUUGUGCUACAUAUACUGGAGAUGAUGCUGCUUGUUAAUCAUAUAUAGGUUCUGACGGAAAUUGUGAAUUAUCUGCAGGUACAACAAAUUGUAAGGCUAAAGAAUGUGCAAAUGCUUCAACUUCAUUGUCUUCUGAUGAUGAUUGUAAAGCUUAUUAAACAGGAUGUAUAACAACAGGAAAAGGAUGCGUUUUGGCUACAGUGAAACCUUUAUGUUCAACCUACUCAGGAGAUAACACAACUUGUGUUGGUUAUAUUGGUUCAGAUGGAGUUUGUGAGGGUGAUGCUGGUGGCUCUAAAUGUAGGGCUAGAAAAUGUGAAAAUGGUGCAUUUAAUACUGAUGAACUUUGUAAGCAGUAUCAAACAAGUUGUAGAACAAAUGGCAAAACUUGUGUAUCUACCUUAACAGCAUGUAACACUUACAAAGGAACUGCCACAUCUUGUGCUGCAUAUAUUGGUACUGAUGGAUAUUGUAAGGGAACUAGUACAACUACAGAAGCUUCUUGUUUACCAAAAGUUUGUGAUGAAGCACCUGAUACAACAACUACAGAUGAUGCAUGUAGUAAAUAUUAACUUGGAUGUGUUACUACAGGUAAAGGUUGUGUAACAAAGCCUAACUUAAAAUCUUGUACAACUUACGAUGGAGAUACUACCAGUUGUUAAUCUAGAGUUGGAUUAGAAGGAAAAUGUACUUGGAAGAGUGGAACUAAAUGCGUUGCUAGAGAUUGUACAUCUGCUGCAGCUAAUGUUAAUACUAAUACUCUUUGUGCUAAUUAUUUCACAAAUUGUGUUACAACUGGAUCUGGAUGUGUUUCUUAAACUAGUUGUGAUUUAACUGUUAAGUAAUAAAGUUGCGAAGGAACCAAUAAUUGUUCUUGGUAACCAAUUUGUACUAGCAAUAAAGCUUGUUCUGAGUAUAAGAAAAAAGCUAUUUGUUUAGCAAACUAAGCUAGAGUUUAAAAAUUAGACAAAUAUGAUGACUAAGGAAAUCCAGUUUACAUUUAUGUACCAACAAAGUGUGGUUGGUUGAAUGGUGCUUGUAAGAAUUUGGAUUGUUCAGAUCUAACUGGAGCAUUUUAUAACAACGAUGCUAAUUGUACUAGUGAAUUACCAUAGUGUAUAAGUAAUAGAGUUGAUGCAUGCAUAACUAAAUAUGAUUGUAGUAAACUUUUUGGAACACAAUCAACCUGUUUAAGUUAUCCAGCUUAUUGUACUAAUACUGGUUCAGCUACUGAUACUACUGCUUGUGUAAGCAGAAAAUGCUCAGAUAAUACAGAUGCUACUGAUAAUGCAACCUGUAAUACAUUCUUACCAGGAUGUAUUAGUAAUGGAAAAGGCUGUGUGGAUUACACCACUCCAUGCACUUCAAUGUAAGGAACUUAAGCAACAUGUGAUAAAUUAUUUGCUUACAAAAGUACAAUUGGGGAUUCAAAAGAUAAAUUUGAAACAAAUUAAUGUUAUAACUCAUCAAGUGCAACUGCAACAGAUUAUUGCAAAGUGAAAACUUGUGCUCUUGCUGAAAACUAGACUGAUAGCACAUGUGGAUCAUUUUUAGAUGGUUGUGUUUAUAAUGGAAAUGGAGGAUGUGUUGAUCCAAAAAUAGCAAGUUGUUCAAGUUAUACUGGAGUUGCAGCAUUUUGUGAUAAUGCAAUUGUUGGAAAUAAUAAUGCUAAAUAUUGUUUUGGAACAUCAAUAUCAGGAACAUGCAAGACAAGAGCUUGCACAGAUAAUACAACUGCAACAAAAGAUGAUGAAUGUGAAACAUUUAUGACUGGAUGUAUUGCAAAAUCAGAAGGAGGUUGUAUUGAUAAAUCAAGAGCUUGUAGUUCACAAAAUGGUACUCUAACAACUUGCCCAACAUUUUCAGGAGGAUUAGUUGGUGUGAAGGUACCAUGUACAAAAUAUGAUGCAUGCUAAGAUAGAUUAUGUGCAGACAAAACAAAUCCAUCAUAAGCAUCUGAUUGUACUGAUUAUAAAACAACUUGUAGAUUUUUAAAGAGUGGAGCUGCAUGUAUUGAUGCUGGCGCAUGUAAUUCAUAUAAUACACCAGAUACUGCUACAACUGAAUAAUAAAAAUUCGAUUAUUGUACAAGCAUAAAAAGUAGUAGUGGAUUAUUAUGUGGUUGGAGUUCUGGAACAAAAUGUGCAGAUAGAACAUGCGAUUAAUUCUUGAGUUCAUUUACUGGUAGUUUGACAUGUGUUACAUAUUUGUAAAAAAAUGUUUCAACUUUAUCUGACAACACCUGUAAAUUAGCUGGAAGCUAUUGUUAUUUACCGGAUAAAGCUGACUGUACUUAUGCUUUCCCUACAGGAGUCAACACAGAUGCCCUCAAAUUAACUUAAUGUUAAAAAUAUGUCAAUACUUCAGGAGUAUUUUGUUCAUUUAAAACAAGUGAUGCUACUUGUACUCUCUAAGACACUUGUGAAAAGGUAGUUUCCUAAACAUCGGCUUAGGUUUGUAAUGACAUCUUGGGCUACACAAAAGGAAUUUGUUAAAAAGUUACGAAUACUGGAUGUCUAUCUACUAUAACAACAUGUUCAAAUUAUAAUUUAGAUUCCACAUUAUCCGAUGCCAAUAAAAAAAUCGCUUGUGAAGCUCUAAAAGUAGUUGAUGCUACCACUUUUGGUGAUGGCGCCAGAGUAUAUAAGGGCUGUACAUGGACUUCAGGUAAUGUAUGUGCAGCAAUGACUUGCGCUAGUGUAGCAUCAGCUGUAAGCUAAAAAGAUUGCGAUAGUAAAGUUACCGGAUGUUAUUAUUAUGCCGGAAAAUGUAAUGCUUCGGUUGCGUCUUGUCCAACAUCUUUUCCUUCAAAUUUAGGUUUAGAUACUGAUACCAAGAAGGCAAAAUAUUGCAAAUCUAUUUAUGAAACAAGUAAUGGAUAUUGUGAAAUAAAGCCGGAUGGUACAGGUUGUCAAACUGGAGCUAAUGCUGAUUGUAUUCUAACUUUUAGUUCUGUAUGGACAGCUACAAACUUUGAUGGCGUUACUGCAGCUUCUUCUGCCUUUUGUCCUACUUAAUCCACUAAAGAUAAAGCUAAAUACUGUAUUUUGGAUUCAAGUGAUAUUACAAAAUGUAAAGUAGGAACAUGCGAAGAUAUCCCAUCACCAGCAAAUUAAGGAGAUUGUGAUUUACAUUUACUUGGUUGCGUGUUCUCAGCUGCCAAAUGUAGAACACCUAAAGUUGGAACUAUUGCCGCAGCAGGAGAUUGUGCUGAUUCAACCAAAGCUCCAUUUAACUCUGACCUUGCAGGAAUAAGUGAUGCAAGCUCAAAAACAGCAUUGUGUUAAAUUUUUUCGAAGGAUGGAUCAACAAUUUAUUGUACCUAUGAUUAAUACAAUGGAUCUCCUCCAGCAGCAUGUGUAGGCGCAGAUACUUGUAAUUCUUAUACUACUUUACCAUCUGGCGACGCAGCUAUAUCGGCAUAUUGUUUGAGCAAAAUUAAUGCUAGUGGUAAGAAAUGUGCUUUUACAAACGGUGAUAAUAAAUGCAGAGAUUUUGAUUGUUAUGAUAUCUAAAGUCCAACAUCUUAAGUUGAUUGCGAUAUAAAUGGAGUUGGAUUGAAAUGUUUUUAUUUUAGAGGUACUUGCGUUAAUGAUGAUGCUACAUGUGCAGUUGUUCCAUCUGUUGGAGCUACAACAGCUGAUAAAAAAUCAUACUGUGAAAAAAUAAGUAUUACUGAAACUUGCACAUACAUUGCUGGAAGUUUUUGUGUAAAAGUUGCUGCAAAAUGUGAUGCUUUCGAUGUGACAGCAUCAACUGACAAAGCAGCCACUUGUGGAUCACUAAAGGAUGGAUCAGCUAAAUAGUGCACAUAUAUUUAAGGUAAUAAUUGUGUCACAUUGGAUACAUGCGAUAAAUAUGACGGAAGUUCUGAUGUUAAACUAGGACCUGCAGAUGGAUCAGAGGAUACACAAUGUAAAGCAGUUAAAUCUUCAGGAGGAUACCCAUGCAUGAAGGAUACAACUAAAAAAUGUAAAGCAUAAGUUUGCACCGACAAUGAUGCUAGUGCAACAGAUUGUUCAAAUAACGCAUCUAGUUGUCUCUAUUAUUAAAGUAAAUGCAUAGCCAAAGAUACAUGUGCUAAUUAUACAGCUUAAGGAAGCGAUAACACUGCCAAAUAAGCAUGGUGCGAAGGAGUUUAAAAUUCUUCAGGAGAUUUAUGCGCUUGGGACUCAGCAAAUAGCAAAUGCAAAGAUAGAGCAUGUUCUGAUAAAUAAUUUUAUUCAGAUUUUGAUUGUCAAAGUUACUUAUCCUCUUGCAAGACUAAUGGAACUAUAUGUGUUCUUAAGACAACUAAUUGUAAUGUGGUUAAUGGUUCAAAUGAUUUUUGCAAUUCAUUAACAGAUUCAACUGGAAAAGAUAAAUGUAAGCCAAUAGCUACUCCUUCUUCAUCUUCUUCUGCAUGCUCAAAUAGAUCAUGCUAUGAUAAUGUUGUUGCAACAUCAGAUUCUGAUUGUGAAAGUUACUUAAGCGGUUGUGUGACAAGAGGAGUUGGAUGCAUUCCAAAUACAGAACCAUGCACAUCAUAUAGAGGAACCAAAUAAUAAUGUGAAGCAUUCAAAAAAUAUACAGGUGUAGAUGCUAAUAAGAAUCCAAUAUAUGAAUAUUGUUCUGGUGAUGUUUCCAAUACUACAACUAGUAAAUGUAAAGUAAGAACUUGUGGAGAUAACACAACUGCCACUUCAGAUACAGAAUGUGCUGCAUAUUUAUAAGGUUGUGUAACAAAGGGUACAGGAUGUAUUGAAGCCUCUUCAUUAUGUACAGGAUACAAAGGAGAUUAAGCAGGUUGCUCUAAAUUUAAAGGAAAUACAGGAACUGAUUAUUGUUGGAAUACUGGAACCGCAUUAGCCACUGCCAAUUGUGCAAAGAAGAAAUGUAGUGAUAUUUCUGGUAAAAAUAACAAAGAAUGUUCUGAUGGUAUGCCACCAUUUAAAACUACAGAUAAUCCUUUCUGUGUUUUUGAUGGAACUGGUUGUAUUGAUUAUGGAAAGUCUUGUACCACAUUUUAAGGAACUGAGGAAACAUGUCCAACAUAUUUAACUUCAGAUGGUCCAUGCAAAGCAACUACAGUUGGUACCAUCAAAGGAGCUUGCGCUAAGAGAGUAUGCACAGAAGCACCAAAUACAUUGACAACUGAUGCAGAUUGCAAGAAAUAUCAUCCAAGUUGCUAUACCACUGGUUAUGGAUGUACAGGUGUUAAAUCAUGCAACAACUUGACAAAUUAAGCUUCAUGUAAAUUAAGAGAAGAUUGUACAUGGAGUAACUAAUGUACAAAUUAAAUUACAACAUGUGCAACUUAUAGUAAUACAAGUUAUUCAUAAUGUACUAAUUCUAAAGUUAAUGGUAAAUUUUGUGCUUGGACAGAAUCCACAUCAACUUGCCGUACUUAAACAUGUGAAGAUUAACCAGCAUCUAUAACUACUCAUAAAUAAUGUUAAGAAUUUGCUGAUACUUGUACUACCAACGGAGCUGGUUGCAUCACAAUUACAUUAUGUUCAUCAUAUAAGACUCAAUCUAUAUGUUUAGCUGCAUCAACAUCUAAAGAUGGAGUUGGUAGAUGUGGUUGGGAUACUCUGACCAAUAAGUGUAGAAGUAGAGUUUGUUCUGAUAAAAAUGGUUUAACUGAUGAUGAAUGUAAUACUUUCUUAGAAGGAUGUAAGACAAAUGGAACAGGUUGUGUUACUGGAACUUCAUGUACAGAAUUUUUAAAUAAAUAAUUCUGCUUAAAAUCUAAUAGAGGACCAUGUCUUUGGGUGAAUGGAUCAUGUUUUGAUUAUGACAGAUGUGAAGAUGCAAUUAAAAAGACACAUCUUGAAUGCCAAGCCUUCUCACCAUUAUGUACAACGAAUGGGGAUACAUGUAUUCCAAUUACUUCUUGUGCCGCUACUACUUUGAAAGCUUCUUGUGUUGUAGGAACUGAUGGUGCUUGUGGAUGGUUACCAACUGGAAAAUGUUAGAAAUUCGGAUAAUGUACAGAUGCUGUUGCUGCUACUAAUGAUGAAUGUCUCUCUUAUGGAAGUGCUUGUAUAACUGAUGGAACUACAUGCAUAGCUAGAUCAACUUGUUCAGUUUACAAGACAUAAACCGCUUGCAACAAUUUAGGAACAGAUGGUAUUUGUUAUUGGAAUGCUACAACAAGCGUUUGUAAAUUGAAAGAAUGUGGUGAUGAGUAAAAGGGUACAAAUGAUCAAUGCAAACUUAUCUCUGUAACAGGAACAACUUGUACAACUGAUGGAACUAAAUGUAUCCCAGUAUCUACUUGUUCAACUUAUGUUGAAGCUGGAUGUUAUAAUGGUACUGAUGGAGAAUGUAUAUUUGCAUUACCAAUUGGAGCUGCUGCUACAGCAACAAAGGCUUGUAGAUAAAAGUAAUGUGAAGAUAUCACAGGUGGAACUUCAAAUGCUAAUUGUAUGGGAGUUAUUUCUGGUAAAUCUUGCGUAUCUAAUGGAACAAGUUGUAUUCCCAAGGCUGCUUGUUCAACAUAUAAGAAUAUUACUGCCUGCAAUGGAGGUGGAUUUGAAAAUAAUAAAUCUAUUGUUUGUGCUUUCACUCCUACUGGAACAGAUAAAGUAAAUGGAACAUGCAAGGCAUUUACAGCAUGUGCUGAUGCUACCAAAGAUAAACUUGCUUGCACAACUAAUCCAUCAUGCAAAUGGACUGAAAAUUCAACAGGUACAUCAUGUGUUAAUCAUGCAUGCGAUACUUAUGCUUCAGGAACUGACUGUCAGCCACUCCCAAGCUUUGAUGGAGCUUCAUCUACAGUUUGUGUACUCUAAAGUGGAAAAUGCGCUGCAGCUAAUCCAGGAACUAUGACAGAUCCUAAGAUUUGUUACACUAAAUCAGCCUAUACUUACAGUUGGAACACUGCCACCAGUAAAUGUGAAAGUUGCACAGGAGCUGUAAUUGUCACUCCAAACAACUCAAAUGGAACCAAUACUUCAACUGAUCCAGGAACAACUACUGACAGUGCUUACAUUUUGUCAGCUAUUUCAUUUGGUUUAUUGGGAUUAUUCGCUUGA